This is a messenger RNA of Pollicipes pollicipes, 1677 nucleotides long. RefSeq names its product lutropin-choriogonadotropic hormone receptor. Bases 1 to 1677 code for a protein of 558 amino acids. Gene Ontology annotation, molecular function: protein binding; G protein-coupled peptide receptor activity; protein-hormone receptor activity. Gene Ontology annotation, biological process: activation of adenylate cyclase activity; hormone-mediated signaling pathway; adenylate cyclase-activating G protein-coupled receptor signaling pathway. NCBI's taxonomy places the organism in Eukaryota, Metazoa, Arthropoda, Thecostraca, Pollicipedomorpha, Pollicipedidae. The transcript has 11 exons. The record is from RefSeq and is a predicted model, not a curated record. Gene Ontology annotation, cellular component: plasma membrane.
AUGACCACAUUUUCCAGUGACCUGGACGGAAAUAGGAUCAGGUCACUACCAAGUAACAGCAUUAACAUUACCACCGAUCAGCUGUCUCUUGCGAACAGUCAACUGGAGUCCAUCUCAGACUGGGCGUUCAACGGGUCUCGCAUUGGGACACUGCAGCUGAAUGGAAACCUGCACCUGAAGCGCCUGGAUCGCCUGGCCUUCCGGGGUCUGGGAAGUCUCAGAACGCUCGAUCUGUCCGACACGGCGCUCCUGUCGCUGCCCACGGUCGGCCUGGAGGACAUCGAGAGGCUCCUGGUGAAGCGGACGCCGUCGCUGAUGACGUUCCCUUCCGUCUACCACUUCGGCUCGAUCGAGGAGGCGCACCUCACCUACCCGUACCACUGCUGCGCGUUCGACUUCCCCGCCAUCCAGGACCCCGAUCAGCAUCGCAAGUAUCAGAACGGCGCCCGGGCGGUGGGCGACGGCGUCUUCCACACGGCCGUCGCCGAGGAGUCAAGCCUCUCCGUCUGCGAGCAGGGCCGCGCCACGCGCCUGCGCAGCGUGCGCUGUCUGCCGGCGCCGGACGCCUUCAACCCGUGCGAAGACAUCAUGGGUUACCGGGCGCUGCGGGUCGCCGUCUGGGUGGUCGUCGUCACCGCCAUAGUUGGGAACGUCGCCGUCCUGGUCGUCCUCAUCAGUCGCAGCUUCAAGCUCACCACUCCCAAGUUUCUCAUGUGCAACUUAGCAUUUGCGGACCUCUGCAUGGGCGUCUACUUGUUGAUUAUCGCCAGCAUGGACAUCCACACUAUCGGCGUCUACUUCAACCACGCCAUCCACUGGCAGGAAGGGGUCGGCUGCCAGGUGGCCGGCUUCGUCACUGUUUUCGGCGCCGAACUGUCCGUGUUCACGCUGGUGACCAUCACCUGCGAGCGCUGGUAUGCCAUCACCAACGCCAUCUACCUGACCAAGCGGCUCCGGAUCGGCGGUGCUGUGAGGGUGAUGGUGGUCGGUUGGAUGUACUCUGCCUUCAUGGCUACGCUGCCCCUGGUCGGCAUCGGCAGCUAUAGCAAGACCAGCAUAUGCCUGCCGAUGGCGCGGGACGCGACGGACAGGGCCGGCAUCGCAUUCCUGCUGCUGCUGCUGCUCGGCAACGGGGCGGCCUUCCUGCUCAUCUCCUGGUUCUACCUGAGGAUGUACUGCAGCAUUUCACACGUGGAGAGGGGCCUGGUGCGGCCUAACGACCUGAAGGUGGCGAAGCGGAUGGCGCUGCUCGUCUUCACUGACUUCGCGUGCUGGGCGCCGAUCGCGUUCUUCGGCGUCACGGCCAUCAUGGGCGUGCCACUCAUCAGCGUCACCAACUCCAAGAUCCUGCUGGUCUUUUUCUACCCGCUGAACGCGUGCGCCAAUCCUUACCUGUACGCCAUCUUCACCAAGCAGUUCCGGCAGGAGCUGCUGCGGCUACUGGGGCGCCGUUCGCUGUGUCGGCCACCGCCGCGCAGCGCCAACACGCUGCUCGAGAUGUCGUCCAUCCGCGGUGGUCGCAAGUCGUCGCAGGACUCGGCGGUCGAGAGCCACCUGCCGGCGGCGGCGGUCGAGCAGCCGGCGCUCAGCCCCGUGCUCGAGUGCUCGCGCACGUCGGACCCCGGCAGUGUGGCGCCACCGGGCCACGCGCCGCGGCCGGACGGCGGCGCACAGUAG